Messenger RNA from Syzygium oleosum, 1120 nucleotides. Its product is annotated as xyloglucan endotransglucosylase protein 7-like. Lineage: Eukaryota; Viridiplantae; Streptophyta; Magnoliopsida; Myrtales; Myrtaceae. The transcript is spliced from 3 exons. Gene Ontology annotation, biological process: xyloglucan metabolic process; cell wall biogenesis. Gene Ontology annotation, cellular component: apoplast; cell wall. The record is from RefSeq and is a predicted model, not a curated record. Bases 71 to 937 code for a protein of 288 amino acids. Gene Ontology annotation, molecular function: hydrolase activity, hydrolyzing O-glycosyl compounds; xyloglucan:xyloglucosyl transferase activity.
UUCAAAUUGAGUUCAUCCUCUCUUUCGUUCAUCUCCUCCGGUCUCAGUUCAGUCAGUGUUCUUGACCACCAUGGCUUCUGCUGCCGCCGCCUUUGCCAUUCUCUCGACUUCCGUUCUGCUCAAUGCUCUGAUGGUUGCACUUGCUGGCAACUUCCACCAGGAGUUUGACAUAACCUGGGGAGAUGGCAGAGCUCAGAUACUCGACAACGGAGAUCUCCUCACUCUCUCUCUCGACAAGGCUUCGGGCUCCGGCUUCCAAUCCAAGAACGAAUAUCUUUUCGGCAAAAUCGACAUGCAGCUCAAGCUAGUCCCUGGGAAUUCUGCUGGCACUGUCACUGCCUACUAUCUAUCCUCAAAAGGGUCCGCGUGGGACGAGAUAGACUUUGAGUUCUUGGGGAACCUGAGUGGCGAUCCAUACAUUCUUCACACCAAUGUGUUCAGCCAAGGCAAGGGAAACAGGGAACAGCAAUUCUAUCUCUGGUUCGACCCGACUGCCGAUUUCCACACCUACUCCAUCCUCUGGAACCCGCAACGCAUCAUAUUCUCGGUGGACGGCACUCCAAUCAGAGAAUUCAAGAACGCGGAAUCGAGCGGCGUCCCGUUCCCCAGCAGCCAACCGAUGAGGAUUUACUCGAGCCCGUGGAACGCGGACGACUGGGCAACGAGAGGCGGGCUUGUGAAGACAGACUGGUCGAGAGCUCCAUUCACAGCCUCGUACCGGAACUUCGACGCCGACGCCUGCAUUUGGUCCUCCGGGUCGUCGUCUUGCGGGGACAACGCCGCCUCGAGCGAUGGCAGUUCUUGGCUCACGCAGGAGCUGGACACGACCAGCCAAGGGAGGCUGAGAUGGGUGCAGCAGAAUUACAUGAUCUACAACUACUGCUCUGACUCCAAGAGGUUCCCUCAAGGCCUCCCUCCAGAAUGCAACCUCUCUUAAAACAGAGGACGGCGAGAGAGAGAGAGAGAGCGCGAAUGCUAGGCUUUGAACAUAGCAUAGGACAAUUCUUUCAUUGAAUUUUUGUAUUCUUUAUUGUAUUCGACGAUACCUUAUUCUAUAUGUAAUGUUCAUCUUCGUUUAUGAUUUUGCCUCUUUUGGCAAUUUAGAACAGUGGAAAGCGAG